UUUAUCCUCUUUCUUCCUUUGAGGAAGCGAAAGAAAUGGACAGACUGUAUCAGAGUCGGGUGAUUUGUUGAUCGUCGCCAUUUCAGUAUGUCAAAUUUCAGUAAAACAGCAGCCGCUUGGCAAUGAAAUCGCAUGUUCUGAAACUCCACAACCAGUUUUAUUGAGAAGUUCGAGUGCCGAUUUAUGUUUAAGUCUCACCAACCUCAUCAAGGAUACAUGGACCAGCCCAGCUGCUCUGUGCCUACUCUGGUUGAUGAUGACUGUCUGGAGUCCUGGCAGUUGAUUGGCAGUGGUGGAUUUGGACAGAUCCAUAAGGCAAAACAUAAAAAAUGGAGGAUGGAGGUUGCCAUAAAGUUCCUACAUUGUAAUGAUGGCUCUGACUUGAGUCUCCUCAAAGAGGCGGACUUGAUGUAUCAGGGUGGGAACCCCAACGUGUUGAGAAUUCUGGGUGUUUACAAAGGACAAACUCGAGGAGACAGGUCUGCCAUUCAGAUGGGUUUAGUCAUGGAAUACAUGGAGAGAGGAUCUCUGGCGGAUCUCCAGCUGGCUUUGAAUGGACCCCCGCCCUGGCCGCUUGCCUUUCGCAUUAUUAACCAGAUUGCCCUGGGAAUGAACUUCCUCCACCAGUUGAAUCCACCUAUUCUGCACCUGGACCUCAAACCCAACAAUGUGCUCCUGGAUGACAGUCUCAAUGCCAAGCUCACAGAUUUUGGUCUGGCCAAAAUAGUUAAAAGUACUUCCAAAAUGAUUGGAGAGAAAGAUGAGGAGGCAGGUGGGACCACCAGCUACAUGCCCCCAGAAGCGUUUCAUUCCUCUCAAUAUGUCCCUACCUUUUCCUCUGAUAUUUACAGUUACAGCAUACUGUUGUGGUCAGUUAUCACUGGAAAGCAGCCAUAUUCCACAGUUAACAUCUCCAGUUUGGUACGGUUUCGUGUCCGUGAAGGUGACAGGCCUGAUCUGACAUCUCUAGAUCGGAGCAAGACAGAUGGACUCGGUGAUGUAAUUGAUCUGAUGAUACGCUGUUGGGAUUCCAAUCCCCCAAAAAGACCCUCAUUCAUUGAUUGUAUUGAGGUCACAGACAAUGUGUACGAGUUGCAUAAACAACAUGUGCCUGAUGCUGUCAACAUAAGUCUGAAACAACUGAACAAUAAAGACAAAAACAGUUCCAGUUUUUCAUCACCCUAUACCAACACUCAAACAAAGAAUGUAGGACUGAAAGAACCCACCAAUCCUACUGUGAAGACUCAGGCAACUCCUACACAGAAAAUGGGUCCUAUCCCUACAGCCACCGGAGCAGCAUUACCAGGAAUGCAUUGCAAUCCAGCUGCAAGAGCUCCACCCACCAAUUUUAAGCCCCAAAAUAUGCAGCGGCAAUACUCAAGUCCAAGCACUGUGAGCAUCUGCCUAUCCAAUGUCACAGGAGUACAGAUUGGCAACAACAACUACAUGAAUGUGAAUAUUCAAAGAACAAGACAACGUCAGAGACACCCAACAGCACCCUCAACCACACAUCAACCUUUCAACCGUCAGCAGAAUCCCCCCAAUAUCAAACCCUGAGAUCAUCUGUUGGGUCUUUGGUGCAGAAGGCAAUAGCAGUUGUUCUCAAAUAGUUAUAGAGCCAAAUUCUACAGUAUUUUCUACUUUCGACCUAUUGCUUGUUCUUUAACUCAGUUUCUUUUUACUCAGAAUCCUUUGGUCUGUGUGGUUUCAAAAAAAAAAAAAAAAAGCAUAUUGCAAAAGGUUAAGUAGGUGGAUGCUCCAUGCUCUGUUCUCCAUUAUAUUUUUAUGUACCGGUAUGUACAUCCAGGAUAUGUUCCUGCCUAGUACUUUGCCUUGGGAUAGGUUCUAGAUCCACUGCAACCCUAACUAAACUGUUUGAUUGUACUAUGAUAUUGCUGUGAUGGUACUAUGAAAAUUGUUGCUUUUUUAAUUUUCAGAGAUUCACAAUUUCGAAUAUAGAUAUUUAGGCACUGCUUAAAAUCAGAGCUCCCGAUGAGUGUAUGAGCAAAAUAUUUGCAAAGGCACAAAAUCAACCUGAAUAGAAUAAUAAUAUUAUAGCAUAUGAACCAUCAAAUUGUGUAGUGUAGUGUAUUUCACAUCAAUAAAUUGCUGCAUUGUCUUGUGACAGUGAUACCAAUAAUGAGAUACACAUUGCAGUUACGAAUACAUAUUUAUUCCUUUCUUUGACACUGCAUGCCAUGCACCAGAAACAACACCACGACAUUUAUUAUGGUGUGACUCUGCUGGGUGCCUGGUGGACAGCAGUGAACUAGCACUUUCACUUUAGAUCAUUACUAUAGAGUUACGAUUGAAUGUUAUCAGACAUAAGAACUAAUCGAUAUCAAUCUGUGGGGGUUUUAGAUUAUCUGAAACUAAGGAAAGAUGCUGUUAAUUGCUAUUGAACUAUACAAUAAUUGUGUUUACACGAAUCUGCAGGGUAAGAAAUCACUCAGGUAAAAAAGCAGACAAUGCAAAGAUACGUUGCCUGCUGUGAAAAAAACAGUAAGAUAAAAACCUUCGAGAAAAGAAAAAGCCUACUGGAAAACAUCCUCCCCGACCAAAGAGCUCAGAGGAUGAGCUGCAAUCUUGAUGUUUUAAACCUGAGCUGUCAAACAGUUGUCUGGUUACAGCUGUCAAUUUUCCAACAAGCUAGUGGACUAAUAAAACUGUUUUUAACUAGUUUUCUAUGAAAGUGUCGUGAAUAUUUUCCAUAAAAUGUGUUAGUAAAUAAUUGUAUGUUAUUUUUUAAAAAGCAAAUUAAAACUAAGUGCUGGAUAAAAGCCUGUCUAGCUUAUGUAAAUAAAGAUACAAAUUUUGCCAGUAUCCCCAUGUUUAUGCUUUUUGGGAGAUAAAACAGAAAUUCUGAAUGUGACAAAAAGUGUAUAUUCAGUUUUGAUGGUUGGCAUGGUCUCAGCUGCCAGAAUUAUAUUGAGAUAUUGGAAAUCACCCACAUGCCCAACACUUCGUGAGUGGAGGGUACUGAUGAGUGAAACCAUAUCAUACGAGGUGAUGUUGGCUAGGACAAAGGGGAAAGGACCUGUGGCAUUGGGAACCUGGGAUUACUUCACGGUUCAUCUGACCUCCAACUAGAAACCUUAUCGUCAGAAAAAACAAGUUGUGACAAACUGACUUGGUGCAUGUUUUUGUUUGUUUUUGCCCCCCCCCAUUUUUGAGUCACUUAAGUACCAAAUUUCCUCUACAUUUAUCCUGUACUUUUUUUUCCUCCAGGAUCACUUGUUUCUUUCCUGAUAUGCCAUUUCACUGUCUGACUUUUUGUUAGUAUCACAUGAGAUAUCAUGUAUUUUGAAUUCUGAAAAUAAAAAUUUAAAUUACAAAAAA
This is a messenger RNA of Neoarius graeffei (lesser salmon catfish), 3339 nucleotides long. RefSeq names its product receptor-interacting serine-threonine kinase 3 (gene ripk3). Lineage: Eukaryota; Metazoa; Chordata; Actinopteri; Siluriformes; Ariidae. The transcript has 13 exons. Gene Ontology annotation, molecular function: ATP binding; JUN kinase kinase kinase activity. Gene Ontology annotation, biological process: protein phosphorylation. The coding region runs from base 184 to 1557 and encodes 457 amino acids. The record is from RefSeq and is a predicted model, not a curated record.